Molecule: messenger RNA, 1154 nt
Organism: Enhydra lutris kenyoni (northern sea otter)
Lineage: Eukaryota; Metazoa; Chordata; Mammalia; Carnivora; Mustelidae
Product: cerebellin 1 precursor
Exons: 3
Coding region: 79-660 (193 amino acids)
Cellular component (GO): glutamatergic synapse; synaptic cleft
Molecular function (GO): protein binding
Source: RefSeq, a predicted model, not a curated record
GGAGUGGGGCUGGGGCGGGGGGGGCGGCUCGCGCAAGCACCCCCCGGGGGGGGGGGGGGGGUGGGCGCCGGCGUCGCGAUGCUGGGCGUCGUGGAGCUGCUGCUGCUGGGGGCGGCGUGGCUGGCGGGCCCGGCCCGCGGGCAGAAUGAGACGGAGCCCAUCGUGCUGGAAGGCAAGUGCCUGGUGGUGUGCGACUCCAACCCCACGUCCGAUCCCACCGGCACAGCUCUGGGCAUCUCUGUACGCUCUGGCAGCGCCAAGGUGGCUUUCUCUGCCAUCAGAAGCACCAACCACGAGCCGUCCGAGAUGAGUAAUCGCACUAUGAUCAUCUACUUUGACCAGGUACUAGUGAACAUCGGGAACAACUUUGAUUCUGAACGCAGCACUUUCAUUGCCCCGCGCAAAGGGAUCUACAGUUUUAACUUCCACGUGGUUAAAGUCUACAACAGACAGACCAUUCAGGUAAGCCUCAUGUUAAAUGGGUGGCCAGUGAUUUCAGCCUUUGCUGGUGACCAGGACGUGACCCGGGAGGCUGCCAGCAACGGAGUUCUAAUCCAGAUGGAGAAAGGCGACCGAGCAUACCUCAAGCUGGAGCGGGGGAACUUAAUGGGGGGCUGGAAGUACUCGACCUUCUCCGGAUUCCUGGUGUUUCCCCUCUGACUGGCUCAUUGCCGGAAUGGAGGCAGGGAGAGGGCGAAGGCAGGAGGAAGGCAGGAGGGAGAAUGAGAAAGAGGCUGAAAUUUAGAGGACGAGAAAGCCGAAGGACUUGAAACUUCCUACAUGUUCCCCAGCUGUAUCCGGGUAAAAGGUGCGCUCCGGGGGAUCGGACUACUCGGUCCGUUUCCUCAUUAGGAAAAGUAAAUUCCGCUUAGCUCUGCGCACUCCCAUUUCCAAAAAUAAACGCGUUUCCCCGAUUCCGGUUGAAGUAAUCAAGAAAGAGAGACUGCCUUGUCAUUGUUUCUACCCCCAUGUUCCUAUUCCUUAUAAUUUAUACAAAAGAAACUGUAUUUCACUGUAUAACGUGAAGUAUCUUCCUCCUCACUCCCCUCUGACUCUUUCGACCUGCUGAAAUCUAAUAUGCCUCUCCCCUCUUUUUAGUUUGGAGAGGGGAUAAGGUUUUUGUUCUUUUUUUGGGGGGGUUGUUUGUUUGGUUU